Colletotrichum phormii is the source of this 2504-nucleotide messenger RNA. RefSeq names its product multicopper oxidase. The transcript has 6 exons. Lineage: Eukaryota; Fungi; Ascomycota; Sordariomycetes; Glomerellales; Glomerellaceae. Gene Ontology annotation, molecular function: copper ion binding; oxidoreductase activity. The record is from RefSeq and is a predicted model, not a curated record. The coding region runs from base 1 to 2289 and encodes 762 amino acids.
AUGAGCUCCGGCCUGAUCCCGCGGGACGGGACGCGCGACGAGCAAGACCCCAUGCUCGGUGUCAGAUCAUCGUCGGAGACUGACGUGGAGGACCGCCUGCUUCCCGACUCAGCCGACUACAGCGAGAAGAGCAACUACCGACGCCAUGCGGGCCACAAGAAGACAUUUCGAUGGAUCAUGGUACUCACUUGCGUGUCCAUCUUGACACUGAUUCCCUUCAUUUUUGCCCAAUUCUUCAACGUGCAGACCAAGGGUCGGCCGGCAGAACCGGCUCAUGAUGAGGACAACCAUGAAGAAAGCCCGCCUCCGCCGCCGCCGCCACCACCACCACCGGCGGACCCAGUGCCGGAACUAACGACGACGAUAACGCCAACAACAACUUCGUCCCUUAUCCCCACGCCAACACCGGAAGUGAAGUUGACGCCGGAUCAGCAAUUCAAUCUGCAGACAGGUUUCGAGGUAUCGAACGUGACGUCGAUGCGGGAGUAUGUGUUCAACAUUACGCGGCAGCAGCACUCUCCCGAUGGCUUUGAAAAGUCAAUGAUCCUCGUCAACGGACAGUCGCCCGGCCCUCUCAUCGAGGCAAAUACGGGAGAUACCAUCCGUGUUACGGUGCACAACCAGAUGCUGAAGGAGAGUACCACGAUUCACUGGCACGGCAUCGACCAGAGGAAGUCGGUCUGGAUGGACGGUGUUUUUGGCGUAAGCCAAUGUGCCAUUCCCGCCGGCGAAAGCUUCACCUACGAGUUCAAUGUUACCGACCAGCGAGGCACGUUCUGGUGGCACGCUCAUGUUUCAGUUCAAGUCACUGAUGGACUAUUUGGACCCUUGAUCAUCCAUGACCCAGAUGAAAAGAUCCCCCCUGUAGAUGAUGACAAGAUCGUGAUGGUCGGAGACCUCUUUCAUGAGUAUGGAGGCACUCUUCUCACUCAGUACCUAAGUGCCAAUCCACCCUGGGCACCUAAGAAGCCUGGCAGAGAGCCUCCCCCUGACAAUGUCAUUAUCAACGGCAAGAACACGUUCAACUGCUCCAGCAUCGAAGGCCAUGAUGCAAACAAGGCCAAGUCAGGGGAGGACCACAGCGGCCACGACAUGGAGAACAUGGGGAGCCACAACACGCCUAGAGAUGCCCCUCCCCCCAAGUGCACAUGGGGUUCCCUCUUCAACACACGUGUCAAGAGCGGCUCAACGGCUCGUCUGCGUCUCAUCAACCACGGCACGUCGACGCCAAUCUUCGUAACGGUUGACGAUCAUCCUCUUCAAAUCGUCGAGAUCGACGGUGUCGAGGUCGCUCCCAUUGCCACAUCCCGCGUGUAUAUGAAUCCUGGCCAGCGUUACUCCGUCCUGAUUCACGCCAACCAGACUGCCGGAAACUAUCUGAUCCAUGCCGACGCCGCGGUUCGCUGCUUCCACAUGUCCCACAAGAACCACAAGGCGGGUAUGAUGCACGGCUCGCCUUUUGGAGCCACUGCGAUCCUGUCGUAUGACGAGACAGACCUCGGUGUACCGCCGAUUGGCAAGGCGUGGGACCUGAAUGCCAACUCGAACCUUGGUGUCGGCAAGGAGCCGUGGGGAGACAGGUGCGAGGACUUGCCGCACAACCUCCCGAAGCCCGUGAGAAGCAGGCCAGCCUACGACGUUGGCGACAGGAACUACCAUUAUUUCACGUUCAAGCAGGAGCGUGUCAAUGACGUCGUUCGUACACAUGUCAAUGAUACCCUGUAUACACCUCUGACCGACGAUGCUUCGCUGUGGAAGGUUAUGCAGCAGGACAUCACGCCGGAGAACCUGAACUCGCCUCAGCCGAAACUGGACUUUGGAAGGAAUCAAUUCGUCUUGGUGUCCCGGGAUGAUAAAGCUGCCCAAAUUGUAGUCAACUCGGACGCUAUGAUGAUUCAUCCGUGGCAUUUACAAGGCCAGAACUUCCAAGUCAUCGGUUGGGGCAAUGGCCUCUUCGGAGCCAGCAAGACUACAUGGAACUUUGACAACCCAAUGCGCCGCGACACGAUUACAAUUCCAGGAUACUCACACCUCGUAAUCCGCAUAACAGCAGACAACCCGGGUGUUUGGGCCUUCCAUUGCCAUUACCUGUGGCACGCUGAAGCUGGUAUGUUCGUCUCCAUCGCUCAGAGAAUGGGCGAGCUCGCGAACAUGUUGGGCACCUUGGACGCCAACGGCGAUGCCGGUGCCAUCAAGAAGAAGUUCUGCCCCAUGGCCAAGGCACAAUCCGGCGCUCCUCUCGCGCAGCCCGUUCAGACUGGGGCACCUAAACAGCCUCGGGGGCUUUGAUGCAUAAAGGCUAGAUUGGAUGUGACCGUAGCUGUUGAUAUAGAAGUAAAUAAUUGAGCAUACAUCCAGACAUUGGAUGCACCGGCUUCGAUAUACUUGCGUAGUCGCCGAAGUUUUGAAGGACAUUUUCCAGCAUAACGAUGCCCUCACCAUUCCAAGAUAGCUUCACUCAACCGGCGCCUUCUUCGUAGGUCGUCGGCGCCGGCCUGAUAUGC